AUGACAAACGAUCACUGCAUCGCCUCGGUUUCCACGGAUGCCAUGGUUACCAUCACGGGCGUCCACCCCCGGACAGUCAUUGCUGAUUCCACGUUCGGUGCCCUCGCACACUACCUCUGGACUCUCAAGUUGAUAUUGGAAGGGAGUUAA
Molecule: messenger RNA, 150 nt
Organism: Pseudovirgaria hyperparasitica
Lineage: Eukaryota; Fungi; Ascomycota; Dothideomycetes; Acrospermales; Acrospermaceae
Exons: 2
Coding region: 1-150 (49 amino acids)
Source: RefSeq, a predicted model, not a curated record